CCAAGCAUUCUGGGAACGGAAGCGAGGCGGAAUCUCUCCCGGACGUCCGGUGUCGGCGCCGCGCGGGAAUAGGCUGCUUCUGAGCCACGAGCAGUUCCCGGAGCCGCUGCCGCGAUGGUGGGCAAGGCGCGGAAGCGUGGGGUCGCGCAGCGCCGGCCAGCUCGGACCCAGAAAGAGGAGAAGGAGGAGGAGGAGGAGGAAGAGCAGGGACCGCCGCCGUCCCCGGGAGACCCCAGUUACUUCCAGGACCAGGUAGAUGCCUUCCAUGAGGCGCGGUCGCAGGCGGCUCUGGCGGCCUCGUGGAGCGACGGGGAGAGCGGGGCAGAGGACCCCGAGGAGGAGGAGGAGGUGCUAGGCCUGGACGUGGCCGAGGAGGAGGAUGAGGAGGAUGAGGACGAUGCGGACAGCGUGGGGGGCAGCUCAGCGCUCAGCGAGGCGGACGACGCCGACGCCGACCCCAGCCUGUCGUGGGGCCGGAGGAAGAACCUCUACUACGACACGGACUACCGGGCCGCCAAGGGCCGGGGGCGGCAGAGCCAGCAGGAGGCCGAGCAGGAGGAGCGGGAGGAGGAGGAGGAGGCGCAGCUCAUCCAGCGGCGCCUGGCCCAGGCCCUGCACGAAGACGACUUCGGCCUGAGCUGGGUGCAGGCCUUCGGCGAGGCGUCCCAGGCCCAGCCCCGGGCCGAGGAGGCCCGCACCCGCGUGGUCGCGGACCCGCAGAGGCUGCCGGCCAAGGAGAAGCUGAAGCUGCUGCGCAGGGAGUCCCCGGAGCUGCUGGAGCUGAUCGAGGACCUGAAGGCCAAGCUGAGGGAGCUGAGGGACGAGCUGGAGCCGCUGCUGCGCCUGACCGAGGCGGGGGUGGUGCCGCCCGGGAAGGGCAGCCGCUACCUGCGGACCAAGUACAGCCUCUACCUGCACUACUGCUCCAACAUCUGCUUCUACCUGGUGCUCAAGGCCCGGCGCGCCCCCGUGCACGGGCACCCCGUCAUCGAGAGGCUCGUCACCUACCGGAACCUGAUCAACCGGCUGGCCCUGGUGGACCGCAGACUGUCCGGGGAGGUCCGCCGGCUGCUGUCGCCGGGCGCUGCGGCCAGCAGAGGGACCGCGGACCCGAAAAGGAGGCCCAAGCCGAAGCUCCCUUCCAAGGUUCCCGCGGUGAGUGCAGCCCCAGGCCCCGAGGAUGACUCCGACGUGGACGAGGAAGCCGCUCGGAAGCAGUACAGAGAGGUGGAAGAGAGAGUGAAACUGAAGAGGAAGAAAGAGGAGGCGGCCGAGGGCCGGGAGGGAGAGGCGCCCGAAGAGCCGAAUGCAAAGAGAGCCAUUACCUACCAGAUUGCCAAAAAUAAGGGACUCACGCCCCGAAGGAAGAAAGUGGACAGGAACCCCAGAGUGAAACAUCGGGAGAAGUUCAGGAGAGCCAAAAUCAGGAGAAGGGGUCAGGUGCGUCCGGUUCGCACGGAAGAAUACAGAUAUGCCGGUGAACUGUCUGGCAUUCGUGCUGGAGUGAAAAAGAGCGUAAAGUUGAAAUAAAGUUAGUUUGCUUAGUUUAAGCUCUAAGCAAUGUAUUUUGAACCAAUAAAUUUCUCAUUCUAGUUACGAACCAA
Messenger RNA from Phascolarctos cinereus (koala), 1604 nucleotides. RefSeq names its product UTP3 small subunit processome component (gene UTP3). The record is from RefSeq and is a predicted model, not a curated record. Gene Ontology annotation, biological process: maturation of SSU-rRNA from tricistronic rRNA transcript (SSU-rRNA, 5.8S rRNA, LSU-rRNA). NCBI's taxonomy places the organism in Eukaryota, Metazoa, Chordata, Mammalia, Diprotodontia, Phascolarctidae. Gene Ontology annotation, cellular component: small-subunit processome; nucleolus.